AAAUGGAGAGAAGCACCAGAGCAUGGAUGUCAAUAGUUGUAGUUCAAGCAAUGGGAAGUGUAUGGAUGUGCUAUGCAAAACAGAAUUCUGCAUCUCACUAUACUUCAACAUUGCCAGCUCUUUCUAGAGCUCAUGCUCUUCCGUUGGCAUUGCUUUGUAUCUUGAGAAUCGUUCUAAUCUUCGACUUUCGUAACUUCUCAAUUCACAUUGCUCACAUUCUGCUCUCAAUCCUCACAGCCAUCCAUACAAUGACUGAAGUAUUCUUCUAUCAAUCUAUGUCUUAUGGAAUUGUCACUGUCACAGAAGUCACUCUCAACAGUUUUUCAGUUGUUGUUAUGCUAACUUUCCUACUCUCUCCAUCAUUCAAAAACGAACAAGAAGGAAAAGAAAAACGAGCUAGAAAAGUGACAGCAAAACACUAUAUGGAAGGAGAAAUGCUUACUCCGGAAGAUGACGAUGAACUUGUUCAGGCGUACAAAAAAUGGAAAUAAGUGUUAUAAUGAAUUAUUUAUGUACCAUUUUAUUUACUAAUCAUAUUCUAAGUUUCUAAAUGUAUUGCUUUAAUCUCGCCAUAAUUAAUAUAAGAUCUCACAUAUGUAUAACUUUGGAAAAGCUUUAAUAAACAAAAAUACUUU
Caenorhabditis elegans is the source of this 635-nucleotide messenger RNA. RefSeq names its product putative ergosterol biosynthetic protein 28 homolog (gene erg-28). Gene Ontology annotation, cellular component: endoplasmic reticulum membrane; dendrite. Lineage: Eukaryota; Metazoa; Nematoda; Chromadorea; Rhabditida; Rhabditidae. The transcript is spliced from 2 exons. Bases 3 to 491 code for a protein of 162 amino acids. The record is from RefSeq and is marked reviewed.